GGCUGAGGUUGCUGGAUGGAGACCAUUGCCGAACGAUAUCGGAAGAUGAGCAUGGCAGACAAGGAGGCGGAGCUGGUUUGUGAUGAUGUUGAAGCCGAGGAAGAUUCCAGUGAGGUGGAGCGGCCAAUCUUCCAUGUGGUGGGCGCGCUAAUUACGGACAGGAAGAUUAAUUUUCCAGCAUUCAGAGAGACGAUGGCGUCGAUUUGGAGACCGGGAAGAGGCGUAGAGAUCAAGAAGAUCGAGGAGAAAAGGUAUAUUUUUAACUUUAAUCAUCCAGUUGAUGUAAAUCGUGUGAUUGAUGGGGGUCUUAUCUGCGUGUUAGAGCAUUGUAUUAAUGUAGAAGUAGAAACUUCUAUGAAAAGGGGCACAACUCUGAAAAAAAGGGAGUUGGAUAUUGGGUGGGUUUUCAGUAUGAGAAGUUACCUAAUUUUUGUUUUGUCUGUGGAGUCAUCGGGCACUCUGAGAAAUUCUGUCCGCUUAUGUAUGAGGAAGGCUUAGUUCUGGAAAAAAGGUUUGAUGCGUCACUAAGGGUAGGAGGUGGGGUGAAGACCAGCCCUACAGGAAAAAAUAAAUGGUUGGUU
Molecule: messenger RNA, 581 nt
Organism: Cuscuta epithymum
Lineage: Eukaryota; Viridiplantae; Streptophyta; Magnoliopsida; Solanales; Convolvulaceae
Source: the annotation of a GenBank genome assembly